AUUGUAUUUGUGAAACAACAGCAGCAAAUAACUACAAAUAAAACAAUUCGUUUUUUGCUGUGAAAGUUAUAUCAUAAAUAAUGCGUAAAAGAAGUGUUUCAUUGAUUUGUGUUGUUUUUGUGUUGCUUGUGCAAAUUAAAAAAGGUGAGCUGAGCGCCUAUGUUUUAUCAGCGGACGAAGACGUCACCGUUGUUGAGGCGGCCGCUGCUGCUGCUCUGUUGAGCGGAGCAGUGACAAGAGUCACACACGAGAAGCAAAUCAAAAGUGCACGCUCGCUGACUUGCUACUGCGAUGGCAGCUGUCCGAACAAUGUGAGCAAUGGGACCUGUGAGACUCGGCCAGGAGGCAGCUGCUUCAGCGCCGUCGAGGAGGUGUACGAUGAGACGACUGGCACCUAUGAGGAGGAGCGUACAUAUGGCUGCAUGCCGCCUGAAGAGAACGGCGGUCUUCUAAUGUGUAAAGUUGCCGCUGUGCCGCACAUUCAUGGCAAGAACAUAGCCUGCUGCGAGACUGCGAAUUUCUGCAAUCGUGGCUUACAACCGGACUACAUGCCCAAGAUGACAACGGCAGCGCCCGAGUUGCCAGUGCACAGCGAAUCUGUACACACCGUGGCCUUCUUCGCCUCGAUAGUCGUUUGCAUGUCCGUCUUCAUUGUUUUCGUGGUCAUACUCUGUCUGGUCUACAGGCGACGCGAGAAACUGCGCAAGCAGCCGCGUUUAAUCAACUCUAUGUGCAACUCACAAUUGUCGCCGCUGUCACAGCUGGUGGAGCAAAGCUCGGGCUCUGGAUCGGGAUUGCCACUGCUGGUGCAACGCACCAUUGCCAAGCAAAUCCAGAUGGUGCGUCUGGUGGGCAAGGGUCGCUACGGCGAGGUCUGGCUGGCCAAGUGGCGCGAUGAACGCGUUGCCGUCAAGACCUUCUUCACCACGGAGGAGGCGUCCUGGUUUCGCGAAACGGAAAUCUAUCAAACGGUCCUCAUGCGACACGAGAAUAUUUUGGGUUUCAUUGCCGCUGACAUUAAGGGCAAUGGCAGCUGGACACAGAUGCUAUUGAUUACCGACUAUCAUGAGAUUGGCAGCCUACACGAUUAUCUGUCCACAUCGGUGAUCAAUCCACAGAAACUGCAGUUGCUCACCUAUUCGCUGGCCUCCGGCUUGGCCCAUCUGCACGACGAGAUCUUUGGCACGCCGGGCAAGCCGGCCAUCGCACACAGGGACAUCAAGAGCAAGAACAUACUCGUCAAGCGGAACGGUCAGUGUGCCAUCGCCGAUUUCGGACUGGCUGUUAAGUACAUCUCGGAGCUGGAUGAGAUACACAUUGCACAGAAUACGCGUGUUGGCACGCGUCGCUACAUGGCACCGGAGGUGCUCAGCCAGGCCCUCAAUCCGCAACAGUUCGAGGAGUUCAAGCGUGCCGACAUGUACUCGGUGGGUCUGGUGCUGUGGGAGAUGGCCCGGCGCUGCUAUACGCCCAUUUCGGGCACCAAGACAACGACCUGUGAGGAUUAUGCGCUGCCAUAUCACGAUGUGGUGCCUUCGGAUCCCACCUUUGAUGAUAUGCAUGCAGUCGUCUGCGCUAAGGGUUUCCGGCCGCCAAUACCGUUGCGUUGGCAGGAGGAUGAUGUGCUCGCCACCGUCUCCAAAAUCAUGCAGGAGUGCUGGCAUCCGAAUCCAACGGUCCGCCUCACAGCGUUGCGUGUGAAGAAGACGCUUGGGCGGCUCGAGGCUGACUGCCUCAUCGAUGUGCCCAUGAAGAUUGUCUAGAACUCGAUGUACUACUUAAGAAUAUUUGUUAGUUUCAGUUAGUUAGUUAGAUAGUUAGAUAGUUAGUUAGUUAGUUAGUGCUCUGAAGUCUCUGCAGUUUUGACCUAUGUUGCAUUUAUAUAUUCGCCAAGUUUUUCUGUUUCGAUUUCGUUUUUUGUUCAUUUCUAUUGAUUAAACUUGUAAUCAUUUAGUUGUAGAUAAGUUGAUAAGUUUAAGGAUCUAUGAUUAACCUUUUAUUGAACAUCGUGCCUACUAAUAACUUUAAGCGACGCACUGAUUGUAUGUUAGACUAAGAUAAUUGUUAGUUGUUAGUUAACUAAUAGUAGAAGGCCGUUAAUAAUCAUUGGUUAACAAAAUGCUUUAACUAUUUGAGAAAUCUAUUUGAUACAAUGCCAUAUUUACAUUGUUGAACAAACAAUAUGAAAUCGAUGUAUUUUGUGUCAGCUUGUGUACACUUUUGAAGUAUACCUAUUUAGUUUGUUAGCUUAAGUACGAGUUAAGCUUAAAAUAACAAAUGCAUGCAAAUUGCUUUAAAUGGUUUUUCAAUGGUUACAAUACGCUAUCUGAAUAGAUGUUUGUGCUUUUGAACUGCGCAUGUAAAGUUAGCAGUAUCUUUAUUUUUUGUAUUGUAAUGCUUAAGCAAGUUGAAGGUUUUUGCCUGUUUGCAAGAUAAUGCUGCCUUAUGUAAAAUUCACUGAAAUUAGCGCCUUAGAAAAACAUCUUUAUAUAUCAAUACAUUAUUGUACCAAUAUACAAGAACGAAUGAUAGCAAACAGUUUGUCCAGUUUUGUUGCGGUUGCUUCACAUAAAAUAGUUAUACAAUUACUUAAAAAACCACAUUUUAAGGUGCAAAAUUGCAAAACGUCUUAUGCUGUUUAUAUUUUUACGUUCAUAUAAAUUUACUAUGUAUUUUGAAAAACGUUUCACAUGUUUUUGUUCGAAAGCACUGGUAUUUUGUUUUUCUUAUUUUUUCAUGUGUAUAUAGCCAACAAUAUCUGAUCCAGGCAACUAACUAUAUAUGUUAAAUAUAUUGUAAGCUGUCAUAAUGAGAAAUUCUUGUAAAUUUGACAUGUAAAUCGCUGUAUGCGUAGUAUGUAAGUGUAAAACUUAUCGCAAAUACGUUCUUAAAAUUACAUUUUUGCAUAAACAGCUUAGCUCUAAGUGCAACUUUAUAUGGACAAAUAAUUAAUUUGUAUUGAUUUAUUAUUGAACUGUGCAUAAGGAAACAACAAUAACUAAAGUUGUAUGUAAAACCAUUAGAUAAUUUAUUUAAAAGUAAUAAUAAAAAAAAAAUUUUGAAAAAAACAAAAA
Messenger RNA from Drosophila grimshawi, 3074 nucleotides. It is a transcript of the gene tkv, whose product is annotated as bone morphogenetic protein receptor type-1B. Lineage: Eukaryota; Metazoa; Arthropoda; Insecta; Diptera; Drosophilidae. Gene Ontology annotation, cellular component: signaling receptor complex; plasma membrane. Gene Ontology annotation, molecular function: ATP binding; SMAD binding; transforming growth factor beta receptor activity, type I. The record is from RefSeq and is a predicted model, not a curated record. The coding region runs from base 81 to 1763 and encodes 560 amino acids. The transcript has 4 exons. Gene Ontology annotation, biological process: BMP signaling pathway; cellular response to growth factor stimulus; protein phosphorylation.